Molecule: messenger RNA, 1517 nt
Organism: Haliotis rubra (blacklip abalone)
Lineage: Eukaryota; Metazoa; Mollusca; Gastropoda; Lepetellida; Haliotidae
Product: cholecystokinin receptor type A-like
Exons: 1
Coding region: 253-1374 (373 amino acids)
Biological process (GO): neuropeptide signaling pathway
Cellular component (GO): membrane
Molecular function (GO): G protein-coupled peptide receptor activity
Source: RefSeq, a predicted model, not a curated record
UUAAUGAUUUAGCAUACUAGUAAAUGUGAGUUAACUGAAGACAGAUCUUGACAUGUUGUAAAUAGUGUGUUCCUAACGACAGGAACUUCAGGCCAAAGUGUAAACGUCGCAUUUUGAGGUAGACUACAACGUCAUAUGUAUCGACCUUACUGGAAGGUGCCGUUGUCCUUCCACAACUACCAAAGAUUGACACUCGUGUGAUAUUUAUAGUUCUGUUACAAACAACUUUGGAAAGAAGGAUUUAACUGAAUAAUGGCGUUCGAUGAAAACAGUUCAGCUUCCUCUUAUUCCCUUGAUGACAUGAACGACAAAUUCGCCCUCGACGUUUUGCCCGCCAUUUUGUUUCUCUGCCUGGUCAUGGUUGUGGGAAGUAGUGGGAAUGUCGUCGUGUGUUUCGUGUACUGUGGUAGGAAGACGUCGGUGACGAGGACGUUCAUUUUGGCACUUGCCGUGGUGGAUCUCAACAACUGUGUCUUCAACAUCCCCGCAGACGUCGCAGAUAUAAGAUAUAAGUACACCUUCGGCAGUUCCAAAAUGUGCCCAGCUAGCCGAUUUUGGAUAGCGUUUUCUUCUAUAGCCUCUUGCAGCAUAUUGGUAGCAAUCGCCAUUGAACGAUAUCAGAAGAUAUGCAAGCCGUUCCAGAAGCAGACGACACCCAAAACAGCCAUGGCUGCCAUUGUUAUUUGUUGUGUUUCAGCUGUCGUUUUCGCCAUCCCUGCUGCUGUUCUGAACGGGAAUAGGGAUGUGACGAUCAGAGGUCUUAAUGGGUCCGAUUGUGGAAUCAAAAAUGAAUUCAAAGGCAAAGCUUUUCCCAAAACGUUUAAUGCUAUCCUUUUCUUUCUUUUCUGUUGUGCAAGUGGGACAAUCAUUGCAACGUACAUGCUCAUCUGGAAACGUCUUCGAGCACAGAAAGCGUUGAUCAAGAAGGCUUCUCGGGGAGUGAUAUGCGACACAACUGAAAGAGCACAUCAAUUAGGGAACGCCAGAACAUCAGACGUCAGCUUUGGAUAUACCGCAACGACGUUUGCACCAGAAACUACCACGGAUCCGACGGCGAGGUCAACGCAGGAACCAGAUACAGGACCACAUCAAAUGACACAAAACUCAUCUGCUUCUGUAGAUAAAACGACGUUGAUGAUGUUUCUUGUGUCUAUAUUGUUCAUAGUAAGCUUCUUACCUUACAUAAUAAUCACUACAAUAUCCGCUGUCGACCGUAAUGUGCUCAGGAACUUGACUGGGGCCGAUCUUGUGUCUUACACCAUCGCCACCCGCUUCCACUUCAUCAACAGCGCCUUCAACCCCGUCGCCUACAGCAUCACCAGCAGUGGUUUCAGGACAUACCUCAAGAAGCGGACAAAGGAGUGGUUUGCCUGAACAGACCUUCGUAUAGGGAGUAAGCAUGAAAUAUAUUGAUGAACUACUUUCAUAUUACAGUCAGAAUCUUCACCGAAUUUUUUCUAAUCGUAUCCAUUUGCGUAGAUCGAUGCUUGUGCUGUUAAAAACUGGAGUGUCUGGUC